GCAAAUCUUCAAUUUUACUUCCCCUUCCUCUUCUUCUUCUUCUUCUUCUUCUCCAUCCAAUUCUUGAAAAUAAUUAAUUAAUUAAUUGUUAUUUUUCUUUAAUUCUGUAUAUUUUUUGAUGAUUGCUGUUGUUGUUGGGCAAUCUAGCUAAGCUUAGCUUGAUGUUCGAAAUCGAAAGAUUAUUGUUGUUGUUGAUUUUUGAGAUUCAUGUCUGCAAUUCUGAGUGAACUUUUGGUCUCAGGGUUUAUGAUAAAUUCGACAUACAGGCGCAGGACCCAUUUAGUUCAAUCCUUCUCUGUCGUCUUUCUCUACUGGUUUUAUUACAUUUCAUAAUUCUUCACUUUCCCUCUUUUCUCCAUACUAAUAAUACAUAUCUCUAUAUCUACAGUUUUUAUAGUUAUACAUAUAUAUAAGUAAUUUGAGAAAAAUCCAUCUGGGUCCUGCUGCUAAUAGAAUAUUAUAGUAAUUAAUUUGUGUUGUAAUAAAAUUUUAAAAAUAAAUUAAUUGGAUGGAUUCGUCGUCUUCACAUUCGUCGGGGCUUCAGAACUCCGGCUCGGAAGAAGAUCUGCAGCUGAUAAUGGAGCAGAGGAAGAGGAAGAGAAUGAUCUCGAACAGGGAGUCGGCUCGGCGGAGCCGGCUAAGGAAGCAGAAGCAUCUCGACGGCUUGAUGGCUCAAGUGGCUCACAUCAGGAAGGAGAAUCAGCAGAUUCUUACAACGGUUAAUCUUACCAAGCAGCAGUAUGUCGCUAUACAGUCUGAAAACGACAUCCUUAGAGCUCAGCUGGCUGAGCUGACCCAGCGGCUCAACUCCUUGAACGAAAUCGUUAGCUGCCUCAGCGCCGGAUUUGAGGACUGCGAGCCGGCGGCUUAUGGGAUGACGAUGAUGAUGCCCAGCGCCUGGAAUUGUUUCAGCCAGCUGCCGAGCAUUGUGGCGGCGGCUUCAGCCGACGCCGCUGGGUUCCUGUAUUGAAGAUAAUGGGGGAAUAUUAUUAUUAUUAUUAUUAUUAUUAUUAUUAUUAUUAUUAUAGAUGCCAAUUUUUGAAUAAAUAUUAAUUAUUAGUAUUAAUUAUCAGACUAAAUAUUAGUAGUAAUAUUGUAAAAGGGGAAUUUAUAUGAUGAAAUAAAAAUAGGUAAAUUAGGGUUCGUCAAGAACUUGGAUGAUUGUACUAUGGUUUCCCCAUACAUUAUGUAAUUAUUGUUCUUCUAUUA
Messenger RNA from Andrographis paniculata, 1209 nucleotides. Its product is annotated as bZIP transcription factor 44-like. Bases 509 to 970 code for a protein of 153 amino acids. Gene Ontology annotation, molecular function: transcription cis-regulatory region binding; DNA-binding transcription factor activity. Gene Ontology annotation, cellular component: nucleus. Lineage: Eukaryota; Viridiplantae; Streptophyta; Magnoliopsida; Lamiales; Acanthaceae. Gene Ontology annotation, biological process: positive regulation of DNA-templated transcription. The transcript has a single exon. The record is from RefSeq and is a predicted model, not a curated record.